Molecule: messenger RNA, 730 nt
Organism: Amoebophrya sp. A25
Lineage: Eukaryota; Dinophyceae; Syndiniales; Amoebophryaceae
Source: the annotation of a GenBank genome assembly
GAUAAGUGAACGUCGUCUCUCUCUCUCUGCCGCCAUCAUGAACGAUGGCAACAGGGACUAGAGCAUGCCUCUUCACUUUUCCGCAUGUUGAGGUCUGCUCAUACUUCUUACACUCGUAGGACCCUCGCUCUGUUCCGUUUCAGCAACAGAGGUUAUGCAAAGAGUGUUCUUCUACUCAGCAAUAAAUCGAAAAAUUUGUAAUUGCCAUGUCGGAGAGAAGUUGUCAACACGAAGACAGAGAUGACCAAAAAAGUCAACACGAAGUUCGAGCUUUGAAGGGGGUCUCUUCCGUUCAGAGUCAGUGACCAUUGAGUGCGGAGCUUUCAUUAUCGUUAUCGCUGUCUGUUAUCGAUAUCGGGGUUGAUUGAGGAUCGAUCCAGCGUCUCACAAUCUUCGAUCCAGUCGUCGCGACAAAAGACGCAGCAUCGUUGCAAAAGGGCCUACAGCUUGAAGAGAGAGAGAGACGAAAAAGAAGCUCGAAUCUCUCGUCUUCAUCUCACCAGUACCUCUACCAUCGUGCAAAAAGGAUGAUACUUCUGUCGUCUUUUAAGUUCGUAGCGCUAUGUAGGUAAAUUGGGCCUUCGGCUCUUUCUCCACUGUGCUCUCCUUACCACCUUUGCGUCUGUGAAGUGCUCUUUUGACCUUUCUUGCUUGCUUACCUUUGCUUUGCUUGCGUCGAACACUUCGAAAAGUUUGGAAUUGUAACUGUACCAUCGUGCAAAAAGGAUUG